This is a messenger RNA of Entrophospora sp. SA101, 489 nucleotides long. The record is from the annotation of a GenBank genome assembly. NCBI's taxonomy places the organism in Eukaryota, Fungi, Glomeromycota, Glomeromycetes, Entrophosporales, Entrophosporaceae.
AUGGAAUGUCUUAUAGAUGGCUUAAAUUUUUUGAUUUCACAAAUUCCAUAUGAAGUUUUUACUUAUAGUGAACAAAACCCAAUGUGUUUUGAAGGCACUCCUUCAAAUAUGUUUCCUUAUAUGAUUGUUAAUAUUGGAUCUGGUGUUAGCAUAUUAAAAGUUACAGCUAUGGAUAAAUUCGAACGUAUUUCUGGAACAUCUUUAGGUGGUGGUACAUUAUGGGGAUUAUUAUCUUUGUUGACUGGAGCAAAAUCUUUUGAUGAAAUGUUAGAAUCUAGUAAACAUGGUGAUAACAUUAAUGAUAUGCUGGUUGGUGAUAUUUAUGGAACUGAUUAUUCAAAGGUUGGGCUUAAGGCCACAACAAUUGCUUCAUCUAUGGGAAAAGUGUUCAAAAAGAAUAAUAAUAUGAUUAUUGAUGGAACCUUUGGUUCAUACGCUAAUGUUCAUAUGGGAUAUGGUGGUUAUGUCACCAAUGCGAAUGAAUUGUAA